Molecule: messenger RNA, 858 nt
Organism: Acanthosepion pharaonis
Lineage: Eukaryota; Metazoa; Mollusca; Cephalopoda; Sepiida; Sepiidae
Source: the annotation of a GenBank genome assembly
AUGAUUCAAAAACGAAUUAAUUCUAUAAUCCAUCUUUUAUUUUUUUUUCCUUUCGUAUUUUUUUCUCUCUCGCUGCUAAGACCGGAAAAGAUGAACGUCAAAGUAAAUCUUUUAAAUCAUUUAACCGACAUUUUGAAAACAAGCAGACAUAGCAAAACCCAGUCCCCACUUCUGCCCCCCUCUCUCCCUCUCUCUCCCCUUACAUCACUUUCUUACUCUCCUUCACACUUUCUUUCACUCUCUGACACUUUCUUUUUCUUUCUAUUUCUCUCUAAUUUUCCUUCUGCCAUUCGUUCUUUCUUUUCUUUCUUUCUUUCUUUCUUUCUUUCUUUCUUUCUUCCAUUUCCGAACUUGUUCCAUAUCUCUCUCUCUCACACUUUAUCUCUUGCAUUUGUUUUGUCCUUUCUUUCACUCUCAGUUGCACUCGCUUUCUUUCUCAUUUUUCUCGCCUUCGUUUCUAUUUUCUUUUCCUUCCCGCUUUGUCUUUCCCUAAAACGUUUUUACUCACUCUCUCUCCCUCUCCCUGUCUCUCUCUCUCUCUCAAUUUAUUUUCUUUCACUUUUCCCACACUUUCUUUCUCCUAGUGUCUUUUUCUUUCUCCUUUCUUGCCUAUGUCUCUUUCUUUCUCCCUCUCUCUCUCUCUUUCUCAAUUGUUUAUUACUCGUUUGUCUUUGUUUCUCUUUCGUUUUCACUUUCAUUCUUUCAGUUGCUCUCUCUCUCUCUCUCUCUCAAUUGCUUUCUCUCUCUUUCAAUCUUUUUAUUUCCAUCCUCUCUCUUUUUUUCUUUCUUCAUCUUUAUCUCUCUUUAACUGUAUCUCUGUUUUUAUCUCUAUCUUUCUUACUCUUUGGUUGUGAUUAG